Messenger RNA from Tremella mesenterica DSM 1558, 2419 nucleotides. RefSeq lists its product as uncharacterized. NCBI's taxonomy places the organism in Eukaryota, Fungi, Basidiomycota, Tremellomycetes, Tremellales, Tremellaceae. The transcript is spliced from 10 exons. The record is from RefSeq and is a predicted model, not a curated record. The coding region runs from base 68 to 2419 and encodes 783 amino acids. Gene Ontology annotation, cellular component: SBF transcription complex; MBF transcription complex. Gene Ontology annotation, molecular function: DNA binding; transcription regulator activity; protein binding.
CAUACAUCCCUCCCUCCCUCCCUUGGCUCAAAACGUCCAUACUCGUCCAUUACACAAUAGACGUGGUAUGGUCUCACAUCCAUCCCGUCAACCCAACACACCAGCUCAUCCCUCGGAAUCUACCACCGCAACCCUUCUCCCUUUCCCAAAUCAUCUUCAACCCUCACCUCACAUCCAACAACAGAGUAUGGAGAUGAAUAUGACACCUCCCCCCGCUCAUGGGAAGAUGCAUCCUCCUUCUACACAAAAACGACCUUUACCUCAGAAUGGGAAUACCGAACAUCAGAACGUUUUCGGUUCAGUCAUGGGUAAUCCGGCUGGUUCAGGAGGAGGCGUCGGUAGUGGAGGAGGAGGAGGAGGUAAUUUGAGUGCUGGACACGGAGGAGAAGGUCCGAAGAUUUACGCUAGUGUUUAUUCCGGAGUCCCAGUGCUUGAAUGCAUGAUCAGAGGUAUUUCCGUCAUGAGACGUAAUCACGAUUCUUGGGUUAACGCAACUCAAAUACUCAAAGUGGCUGGAAUUCCAAAAUCGGCAAGAACAAAGAUACUAGAAAAGGAGAUUCUUGGUGGUGUUCAUGAAAAAGUUCAAGGAGGGUACGGUAAAUAUCAAGGAACAUGGAUUCCACUUACUCGCGGUCAAGAAUUAGCUGCACAAUUCGGCGUGACAUCAUUCGUCGCUCCUAUCUUUGAUUUCGUUCCGACUCCUCAUAAUCUUGCGGCUCUUCCUCAAGUCCGACAAGAAACUCCAGAUCGUUCAAAACCUCAACCAACGACUCAAAACCAAUCUCAUCUUCAUCAAUCUGUCCCACGUCUGGGACCAGGAAUGAUGGUUUUACCUCCUCAAUACACCCCAUCUCAUAUGACCGAUUCUUCCGGAAGAUCGAUGACUCAAUUCACUCAUGGUCAACAAUUAUAUUACUCUCCUCAACCUCAACCUCAACAUCCUUAUUAUCUUCCUAGACCGGAUCUGACACCUAUUAAUCCCGACGGUAGAGUUCUAGCCCCAGCUCCAGAGAUUAACGAACCUUCAUCUAGACCCAUACUUCCAGGUUCUAUGAGACUUUCAACACGACCACCUAGACCACGUCAAACGGCAGAAACUGAACGUAUUCGAGCUAAACUUCUCGGUCUAUUCGCUUCUCCUGAAACACCAGAUUUACGAGAAGUUUUCGGUAUCCCUUCCGACGCACCGAUGGAUGUGGAUGUGGAUACUAUAAUCGAUCCUCAUGGUCAUACGGCUCUUCAUUGGGCUUGCGCCAUGGCUCGAAUGCCUUUGGUAGAACAACUCAUCGGUUUUGGCGCAGACAUUCAUCGUGGGAAUUUCGCAGGUGAAACUCCUUUAAUUCGUUCAGUUCUCACUACGAAUCAUGCUGAAAGUGGUACUUUUGUCCAUCUCUUAACACAUCUAGCUCCAUCUAUCCGAACUCUAGAUCAAGCUUAUCGAAGCGUUUUACAUCAUAUCGCUUUAAUCGCAGGUGUACGAGGUCGAGCUUCUGCAGCGAGGACGUACUUGGUAGGAGUAUUGGAAUGGGUGGCUAGGGAACAACAACAGAGUCAAGAGAAUGGAGAGGCGGGAGGAGGAGAAAUGAGUUUGAAGAAUUUGGUUGAUGUACAAGAUGUACAUGGUGAUACGGCUUUGAUCGUAGCUGCUAGGGUUGGGAAUAAAGGUUUGGUGCAAUUGUUAUUAGAUGCGGGAGCGGAUAAAGCAAGAGCUAAUAAAUUGGGAUUGAAAGCGGCAGAUUUCGGUGUGGAGACGGAGGCAUUGAAACUCUCUCCUGGUGAGGUUGUGGUAUCAAGUCUCCGAUCUGAAGUGCCCAAACCUGAGCGACACAGUCGUGAUGUACAGAAAAACAUCACAGCAAUGUUCGAAACCAUUUCUCGAUCCCACGACGAAGAAAUGACUGAAAAACAAACUCGUCUCAAUGUUAUCGAACAAAACGUUCGUCAUGCCACUCGUUCAUUAGCUGAAAGACGUACACAAAUCACUUCUCUUCAAAAAUCUCUUGAUGAAUUCGAACAAUUAUCUCAAAAAACCAAUAACAUUUCAAGGAUCUUAUCUUCUUCAUCAAUGGAUGAUAUCGUUUCCAACCCCAUUUUCGGUUCUAACGUCAAUAUCAGAUAUUCAGGAGGUGAAGAGAUUAUUAUACCUGGUAGAGGUGAGAAAGAUUCUAUUGGAACGUUGAGACGUAUGUGUGCUUGGGAAGAUACGGUCGGACAGAUUUUAGAAGAAAAAAUGAAAUUGUUAGAAGGUGAAAGUUCUGAAAAAGCGGUGAGGUAUAGGAAAUUAGUCAGUUUGUGUACUAAAGUUCCUGUGGAUCAAGUUGAUGGAAUGCUCGACGGUUUGACAAAAAGUGUUGAAAGUGAUGGAAGUCAAGUAGAUCUCGGUCGAUUGAGUCAAUUGUUAAAUAGGAUAAGAGGGUGA